AUGGCUCCUGGUCUUUUUGUUCAAGCAGUACGAGUAACAAAACCAAAGAUACCCGAAGCAAUUCGCCACAAUUAUGAACAGAUGGAAGCUGAAAAGACCAAGCUUCUUGUGGCCGUGCAACAUCAGAAAGUCGUCGAAAAGGAGGCAGAAACGGACAGGAAAAAGGCAGUAAUUGAGGCUGAGAAGAAGGCUCAAGUAGCUGCAAUAAUGCAUAAGCAGACGAUCGCUGAGAAAGAGACGCAAAAGAAGAUCAGUCAGUUGGAGGAUGAAAGUCAUCCUUGGUUUCAUCCCAGAAGGCGAAAGCCGACGCAGAGUUCUAUAGAGUACAAAGAGAAGCUGAAGCAAACCGUUUGUUGCUCACUCCGGAAUAUUACGGAGCUGAGACGAAUCGAAGCAAUCGCGAAAAAAACAAAAUUUUCUACGGACAGGAUAUUCCGAGCGUAUUCUUCCACUCAGAUGACGUGGCGUCGAUGGCGCAGUCAGCCACGG
Ostertagia ostertagi is the source of this 489-nucleotide messenger RNA. NCBI's taxonomy places the organism in Eukaryota, Metazoa, Nematoda, Chromadorea, Rhabditida, Trichostrongylidae. The record is from the annotation of a GenBank genome assembly.